This is a messenger RNA of Lepisosteus oculatus (spotted gar), 537 nucleotides long. NCBI's taxonomy places the organism in Eukaryota, Metazoa, Chordata, Actinopteri, Semionotiformes, Lepisosteidae. The record is from RefSeq and is a predicted model, not a curated record.
ACAACAAAAACACCUCCAAAUACGAUCUCAACAACUGCAACUACAACAAUAUCUACAAGUUCAACUACACCCACAACACCUACCAUUACAACCUCAACAACCCCAACUACAACAACAUCUACAGGUUCAAGUAACACCACAUCAAAUCCCAUUACAACCUCAACAACUCCCACUGCUACAACAUCUAAAGGAUUAACUACAACCACAGCAUCUCCCAUUACAACCUCAACAACUCUCUCUACAACAACAUCUACAGAUUCAAUUACAACCACAAUAUCACACAUUACAAACUCAACAACUCCCACUACAACAGCAUCUACAGGUUCAACUAACAACACAUCGUUCAAUUAUAACAACAACACCCCCCAUUACAACCUCAACAAGACCAACUACAACAACAUCUACAGCUUCAACUACAACCACAACACCCCCCAUUACAACCUCAACAACUGCAACUACAUCAACAUCUACAGGUUCAACUACAGCCAUAACACCUCCCAUUACAACCUCAACAAAUGCCACUACAACAGCAUCUAA